Molecule: messenger RNA, 4058 nt
Organism: Carlito syrichta (Philippine tarsier)
Lineage: Eukaryota; Metazoa; Chordata; Mammalia; Primates; Tarsiidae
Gene: FAM8A1
Product: family with sequence similarity 8 member A1
Exons: 5
Coding region: 226-717 (163 amino acids)
Source: RefSeq, a predicted model, not a curated record
UACUUCCUGAGCGCCGGGGCCGCCGGGCCCGACCCGGGGGCAGCUCCGGGCAUUGCCGCCCCUGCUGCAGUAGCGGGCCUGGGAUCCCGGGCUCCUCACGUGCAGGGAUCGGCCCGGGCGACCCCCGUGACGAGGGUGGGAUCGGCAGCCCCUGCGCGAGCCUCGAGCGAGACCGGGCGGCAGGCAGGCAGAGAGUAUGUUAUUCCAUCCUUGGCUCACAGAUUUAUGGCAGAGAUGGUGGAUUUCUUUAUUCUCUUCUUUAUAAAAGCAACCAUUGUCUUAAGCAUUAUGCACCUCAGUGGAAUAAAGGAUAUCUCUAAGUUUGCUAUGCAUUAUAUAAUAGAAGAAAUAGAUGAAGACACAUCAAUGGAAGACUUGCAGAAAAUGAUGGUUGUGGCUCUUAUAUACAGAUUAUUAGUUUGUUUCUAUGAGAUAAUUUGCAUUUGGGGAGCAGGUGGAGCAACCCCAGGGAAGUUUCUGCUAGGGCUUCGAGUUGUGACAUGUGAUACAUCAGUGCUUAUUGCACCGAGUCGGGUUUUAGUGAUUCCUUCCUCAAAUGUUAGCAUCACAACGUCUACUAUUCGAGCUUUAAUCAAGAAUUUUUCUAUUGCUUCUUUUUUCCCUGCUUUCAUCACACCACUGUUUUUUCAGCAUAAUCGAACAGCCUAUGACAUUGUAGCAGGAACCAUUGUGGUAAAAAGAAGUGGGGUCAGAUGAUGCCUCAAAAAGCCCUGAUUUAUAAAACCUAUGGAAUAAUGACAAGACUAAAUUACGUAUCAAGGCCAUCAGUAUCCCUGGGUUAUAUUAAUUGAUGAUUUAGAAAUUAAAGCAGUCACUCCAGUGUGAUACAGGUGACUAUUUUCAAAGUAUUGAUUUUACUUGAAUGCCAAAGAAAUCUUCCAGAAGAAAAAACUUAUUAAAUUCAAGUAUUUAAAAUGUUUAGAUAAAAAAGACGGCAAGUGGUUUUAUAAUCAACAGUGGACAAUAUUCUUAAGAUCUAAGGCAUUAGGAUUUCUGAAAGUUUUCAGCUUUGCAAUCGCUAAGUGAAACUUUGAAAAUUUAUUUUGGUUUAUCCCAAAAUAAUGGAAAAUGUCCAGUUGUGUUUUGUAAACACCUACAUAAUUCAUCUUGUAGUUAACACUUUCUGGGGAAAUUGUCUGGUUUUGGGGGGAGGGAAUGGGAACACAAAUUGGAUAGUCCAUUUAUCUCCCAUCCCAGGAGGUGUGGUGAGUUAGCCGCAAGAAAGUGGAACAAGAAGGGCUGGCCUGGCAGUUUCCUUACCUGAAGUUUUCCAACCUGUACUGCAGUUCACUGUGGUAAUGAUGUAACUUUACAACAGUUCUUAAUGCUUAAACAUGUGUUUGUGGGCAAGCUUUUCAUGAUGAUGAAAUGUUGUCAUAUUGCUAUAUUACCAUUGUGUUUUUUUUUAAGUUAGUGAUUUCUUUUAAUGGGGGGGAGUAAAUUUUCACUGUAAAUUUUGCUUAUAAUUCAUGUGCAAGUAUUUUCAGUGCCCUGAAUCAAACUAAUAAGUGUGGAAAAUAUGCUUUCAUUAAACUGUUGCCUAUUUACUAUAAAACAAUAUUCCCAGUAUGUGCAGCAUGAAGAAAGUAUUAAUGCUUUUCAGUGUUCUGAAUAUGAGUGUAACUUCUAUUGAUAUACAGCAUAUUCACAUACUAGUUAGUUUUCUUUUAUACUUAUAGUUCCAUGACUGUUGGAAACAUCAAGGUAUUAAAAAACUUCAUGAUAUUUCAUGAUUAAACAUUAGUAGCAUGUAAAAUAUUAGCAGUUUUCCUAAUAUGUACUAUUCUUUCUAAAGCAAGGGAGAAUAUCAUUUCCAGACAUUCUAGGUUCUUUUAGGCUCAUUUUGGGCCUGCUAGGGGCAAAGUUUGGGGGGAAAUGUUAUGCAAAGUAAUAGCUUGUAUUUAUAUCUUGCCGCUUUACUUUAUUCUUCUGUUGAAGCAAAAUUUUGGGGUUUUGUGUAUCUGUACUUUUCGUAAAUGUCCCAGUUAGCUGUGUUGAGAUAUACCUGUGCUAUUUAUAGUUUUAUUUGAUUCAUAGGUAUUUUCUCCAGCUCUGCUGUUAUUUUCCAAAAAACACUAAACUUUAUUGCACACUUCAAAAUUAGGGUGCUUAAAAGAUCAAUAUAGGCAAUGUCCAUGGUCUUAAAUAUAAUAUUAAACAUAAGACACAUCUAAAAAUCUAUAAAUUGAUCACUGUAUCAGUUUCCAGAGUAGGUUUUUCUUUGACAUUUAAAACCAGGAAAAUAUUCACAUUUGAUAUUUAUAGAAACUUUAGCAAAUGUCCUUAUUUAUAAUACCUUUUCAUUAUGAAAUUUCAUAAACCAUGUUUUUCAAAAUAACUUUCCAUAGCUUUACAGAAAUGCUAUUAGUUAAGAAGUAUGUCAAAGUACUAAAUAGAUCAUUGACAUGUGCCCUCUGGGAAGAAUUAGUGUUAUGGUCCUUCACAGUGAAAAAAAUUUUUUUUUUUUAGAAAAUGUUUAAUAAAUGUUGCACUUUAGUAGUAUAUGUACAAGUACUGGUUUACACACUACUUUUGCCACCAACUGAGGAAUUGUUGCUGAAAUGUUCUUCAUGUAGCUCUGGAAUACACCUUAAGAUUCUUAAUUUCUGCUCAGGUAAUUGAACAGUUUGCCAUCUGUGUUAUUUCCAUCUAUUAAGUAAAACAAAAGCAAACUGGUCCGGCUUAAUUUGUUAUAUUUAAAAUAUUGCAUGUUUUCUCUACAUGAGUAAUUCAGAUUAAUAUCUAUAUAGGUCCACUCAGAUCUAACCAUGGAUUCAAGUUAUACUAUACAGCCCUAUAAAAUACAUAGAAGUAUUAUUGUCUGCCUUUACAGGAGAACCCAAGUCUGUUUCUAUUUAUGAAUCUAGCACUUAGGGAAAGAGAUUUCUAAAGUCAAAAAAAAUGUGAAAACAAUGAGGGAAGAGGGAACCAGGCCUUAGAGCCACGUAUUUUUCUCUUGGGGUUUGUAUGGUAGUCUUUCUUCUUUUCAGAAAUACUUGAAUAUAUUUCACUUAUAGAAAUACUGGUUUUCUCUGUCAAAGUGUAAUUCUUAUGCUUAAGCUGUAGCCUAAAAAGGCAAAAGAAAGUUUACUGACAUCAUCUAUCACAUAACAAUAAGGGAACAAAAAUCAAGAGUCAAAUGUGAGAAUACUAUUUUAAUGAGCAUGCCCCUAAGUGAAACCAGAGAAUUGGCAGUUAAUUUGUGCUGCAGAAAAUAUUAGUACCCAUCACUAAAGAUAACCUGAGUGGCUACUACACCUUGAAAAAAGUCUGGCAUACUAAGUGAAUAAUGUUCAUGUUGGAGCCAGGAGCUGGGCCUAGGGUAAGUAAGCAUGAUUUAUGGCCUUGCUUUUAGGCUACUCUUGACUAUAGAAAUAAAGCCAGCACUUUGGGAACUAGCAAGCCUUGUCAGUAUUAUAAAAAGUAUCACCCAACUGAUACUUUGCUUCUACAAAACAUUUACUUUCCAAUUUUAGCCAAGUAUUUAGGAUCGAAAAAAAUGCAUUAUAUUUGAAGGCCAUAUUGUCUAGAUUACAGAAUUAAUGUUUUUAAUUGUUUCAAAUAACAAUAAAAAAAAGGAUUUGUUCCCUUCAAUAACUGUUUGGGUGUUUUACUUAUGCAUGUUACUUCUAGCAAAGGGAAGGUAGAAGAGUUGAAAAUUUAGUUCUUGCUACUUGGGAAUAAAGGGCUUUUUGAGGGGGUUAAGAGUAUUAAAUGUUUUCAUUCUACACUGUCUCUACUAAAACAGGCAAUUGUUUCUUUGAAGAAUGUCUAAAUAACAGUAUUCCUAAAAUCUGACAAGUACCAUUUUAAUCAUUUCACAUUCCCCAGCCCUAGUACAAUGGGCCAAAGUCUCUUGCCUAGGUCAAGUUCCUCAUUUCAAAUUGUGUAUAUACUUCCUUGUGGUUCAUUAUAGUAGGGCUUGACCUGCAAACAGUAUUGAUGGCCUACCUACAAAUAAAAUUCAGCAGUGUUUCUAAUAAAUUUGUAUGCCAGCAAUUUGUACUAUCUCAAUAAAUACUUAGAGUCCACCAAUG